UAUGAAAACAACGAGCCAGACUCCCGAACUGCACCCAAGCUUUUCGCCGAAUAGUUGCAUGGAGAAGGCUAAAGAACAAAAAAUGAAGCCAGUUUUUAUAAAGAAACUACAAAGGAAUGUUGAAAUGUACGAAGAUGACGAUUUGCAGGUCAAUUGUAAGGCAUCUAAAAAUUUACCACCGGUUUUUGUUGAAGAAUUACCAUUUCGGAUUAAUCUCGAUUUGGAUAGUAGUAUUGUAAUUGACUGUCGUCGAGAUUUCAAUGAAAUAAACGCUUUUAAAGUUGGCCUACAAAAAGAAAGGGACGAGGGAAGCGAUACGGAUUCCAUUGUUAAAUGUCGUAAUUGGAAUGAAAGAAAUGGAUCACACUACGGAGAUAAACGUAAUUUAGCGGAUAAGCCUCAGGGUCCUGUGAAGUUAUCAGCUUCUCAAAUUGGAAGAGGAAGAGUUUGUUUAUAUUGGGAAUGCCCUAAAAACUCUUCUAAAAUUCCUGUAGAUCAUUACCUUUUAGAAAUGAUGCAUGAAAAGAAAGAUAGAUGGGAAAAAGUUUCCGACAUUCCUUCAACAGCAAAAGAUUGCGAAUUGGUCAAUUUAACGUCUGGUAUUAAAUAUUGGUUCAGAUUAAGUAAUAUUACUUUAUUUGGACAAAGCGAACCAUCAUUUCUUGGUGAACCAGUUAUUUUAAAAGAGGUCAAAGAAACAGAUAUCCAAGUACCAAAAAUUCCACAAAUUGUUAGACAAAAAGAUGGAAAAGUUAUAUUAAAAAUAAAUGAAUAUGUACAAAAUGCAAAAAAUCUUAUUAUUGAACAAAGAGAGAUUCGAGGAACCAGAUUCGUUAGAACAAUUAGAUUUCCAGUAAAUUCUCAGUCGAUAGUACUAAAGCACUUGACUCCUGGUUAUUGUUAUCAAUUUAGAGUUGGAUUAGCACUGGACGGUAAAAAUAUAGGUAAAUUUUCAGGCUAUUCGGACGCCUUUAUGUGGAAAGAGAGUUACGAACUAUCAUUACCAAGAUUUACUAGGCAUCCGACGAAUGUUAUAAUCAGCGAGGGGUCUGUUGCAAUGUUCGAUUGUGAAGUUGUGGGAAAUCCACAUCCCAACGUAAGAUGGUAUAGAGGUGGAAGAGAAAUAUUUGACGGAUAUAAGAAUCAACUAUUAAAUAAUAAUUGUAAAUUAAUAAUGAAAUCUGUUCAAAAACUAGAAGAAGGAAAUAUAGAAUGCAGAGCUGAAAAUGAAAUUGGUAGUAUAAUAUCCCAAUGCAAACUAACAGUUAAUAGAAAUACAGAAGAUACUGAUUCUGAAAAAUCCGAUUCUAGACAAUAUAAAAUACUAAAUGUAAAAUAUGGACAACAAAUAAGAGUAAAAUUAAUGAAUAACGAAUAA
Dimorphilus gyrociliatus is the source of this 1378-nucleotide messenger RNA. NCBI's taxonomy places the organism in Eukaryota, Metazoa, Annelida, Polychaeta, Dinophilidae. The record is from the annotation of a GenBank genome assembly.